UUUCCUUCCUCAUAGAAAUGUUUAAAUUAAAUUUCUAUCCAGUCCACGAAAAAAUUAACAUGCGCGCGCCGCUUCAUCUGAGCAUCCGGGGUGUGGUCCUAGUGAUUCACCCGAGGCUUGGGCGUUGGAAAACAUUUUUAAUAUAAAAAAUAGAGAUUUUAGGACAUAAGCUCCCUCGUGAAAUUUAAAGAAAAUUAAUUUGACGACCAAUGUUUUUAAUAAAUUAAAAAUGUCUGGGGCCAUUUUCGCAGAUGCGUGUUUUGGUAUACAAUGUUCUACUUGUUAUUUUUUCACCUACCAAAAUUAAUAAGAACAUAAUCUAAAACAAGUAGCUAAAAACUUGAGCAAUUAUGUCAUUUCCUUUCUAGAACAUACCACAGUUUUAUUUUUUCAAUUUUUCCUGUUGUUAAGCGGUUCUUUAUCUGACCACAAAAUGUUGGAAGUUUUCUUUGUUACGAGUGCAUUACAUGUUACAGUAAUGAUUCGUAACAAUGCUGCCAGCCAAACCAACUUAUCAGCUUCGGGGUUUUUCGUUAUGCCUCUGACAGUAAUGAAUAAUAGUGCCAGCAUCCAAAUGACCUUAUCACAUUCGGGGAUAUUUGUGAUGCCUCUUACGGUUGUGAAUAACAAUGCAGCAAUUGAAACCAACUUGCCACCUUCAGGCAUGCUCGUUACCGAAAAUGGUUAUGUUGAAUAUGAUGUUGCUGAUGAGCCAAUGGAUGUAGAAAUCUCAUCACCUUUGAAGAUUAUGCCUACCACAGUUAUGAAUAACAAUGCUACUAUCAAAACCAACUUAUCACCUUCUGAGAUAUUUGUUAUGCCUGCCACAGUUAUGAAUAAAAAGGCUGGCAUCCAAACCAACUUAUCAUCUUCGGAGAUGCAUGUUACCAAAAAUACCUUUGAUGGUUAUGUGGAAUGUGAUGUUGCUGAGGAGCUUAUGGAAGUGGAUAACUCAUCACCUUCGACGAUUAUGCCUACCACAGUUAUGAAUAACAAUGUCGCCAUUCUAACCAACUACUUACCUUCGGAGCUGUUUGUUAUGCCUCCGACAGUUGUGUUAUGAAUAACAAUGCUGCCGGCCAAAUUAACUUAUCACCCGCGGGAAUGCUUGUUAUAGUGGACCAAUAGUGUUAUUUUGUAAGAUACAAUUAGGAAUAUUUAGGGUGUUACUAUGAUUUUUGGCUAAGUCGUCCAGAACAUUCCAUACACUGUGCGUGUCAUGUGACAUGAUUUUAUUGCGAAAAAUCAUUGACCGGUCAAUGUGAAUAUACCUUGUUUAAAUUCAUCUUUGUCAUGCACAGUGUAUGGAAUGUUCUGGACGAUUUAGGCAAGUGUCUACGGCGGCAUGCAAUGUCGCGUUUCGUGCAUGAUUUUGUAUAAUUCCUAUGUUCUUAAAUAAAUUAGGUACUGCCUUCAA
This is a messenger RNA of Photinus pyralis (common eastern firefly), 1417 nucleotides long. RefSeq lists its product as uncharacterized. Bases 434 to 1063 code for a protein of 209 amino acids. The transcript has 3 exons. Lineage: Eukaryota; Metazoa; Arthropoda; Insecta; Coleoptera; Lampyridae. The record is from RefSeq and is a predicted model, not a curated record.